Phanerochaete carnosa HHB-10118-sp is the source of this 1282-nucleotide messenger RNA. RefSeq lists its product as uncharacterized. The transcript has 13 exons. Lineage: Eukaryota; Fungi; Basidiomycota; Agaricomycetes; Polyporales; Phanerochaetaceae. The record is from RefSeq and is a predicted model, not a curated record. Bases 308 to 1159 code for a protein of 283 amino acids.
CAACCCUGUGCAUGCAUGACACAUAAAGCAGGAGCCUUUAGGGACGUGGAUACGCUCACUGGUUGCUUUCUGCAUAGCAAUGUCUGCCGCGAAGCUAACCUCUUUGAUUGUUUUGCUGAAGCACUUUCAGAUCGACAAUGAUUUUUCUUGAUGUGGACAGUAUCUAGCUGUCUGCGCAUACUCACUACUCGUCUACGACUACUUCCUCACAUUCGAACGAGAGGUUGAGCUUGUGUGGAGUGCAAAAUGGAAUCUCACCAAGAUCCUCUUCUUCCUCACGCGCUACCCCGUAUUCGCCGACUCAGCCAUGGUGCUAUAUCAUAACGUGGGCAGUAACCUCUCAGUGGGGAUGUGCAGAUGGAUGUACAACAUCACCGGAUGGAUGUUUCUUUGGGGAAUAGGCAUUGCCGAACUCAUUCUCAUCAUCCGGACAUGGGCAAUCUGGGGACGGGACAAGCGGAUAGGGCUGGGCUUGUCAGCAGGCUUUCUUAGCCUCUGGAUCGUCAACUCGUACUUCCUCAACAAAUUCCUGAAUUCUCUGAGAUUCGAGCCUGCGCAGGCGAUCGCACCGUCUCUGCAAGGCUGUCUCCCCGUCGCGGGGGGAAACGUGCUUUUUAUUGACUUCGUACUACUGAUGGUAUUCGAGACCGUCGUGCUCGGACUAACAGUCUUCAAGAUGGUGCAUACAUCCCGAAGGAGCACUUCGCCGCUCGUACGCUCGCUCUAUCGAGAUGGGAUUUUCUUCUAUCUGUACCUAUUCGCAAUAUCGCUCGUCAACGUCGUGGUGCUACUGACAACACCACGCGAGUUCGCGAACCUCCUCUCCUCCCUGCAGCGCUCACUGCACUCGAUGCUCUCCGCACGCCUGCUUUUGAACCUGCGCGAGGCGUCGGUGCGGUCGCGCGUGCUUGCGGACGGCGCGCCGCUCGGCGGCGAGAGCGCACUCGCGGGCGAGACGGGUCUGAGCAGCAUGCGCUUCACGCAGGAGACGCGCACGAAGCGCAGCGCGUCCGCGGCGCUCUUCAGCGUCGACGACGGCGCGUGGGUCGACGGCGAGAGCUCGCUCGACACGCAUACCUCGUCGGAGGCGUCGCAGACUCAGGAUUUCGAGCUCGGGCCCGUGUCGGAGGGGCGAAGGGGUUAUGCACGAGAGCGGUAGUGUCCACUGGGUAUCAUAAUUUUGGGAGCCUAAUAUGGGAUUUUUGGACGCAUAUUGAGGAUAGACGUGUAUUUUUUUGUAGAAUUUAUCAGGUUAAUUGAGCAGUACGGACGUGACCGUGCG